GAGGCAAACAGGCUAGAGGAGUCCGCGGUGUGCUUCGAGAAGAGCGCGACGCUAGGCGGCGGAUGUGGGGUGGGCAUGUUGAUGUGGGGCCUCGCGCAACGACAUGGUUGGGGGUGUGCGAAGAAUGAGCAGGCGGGGUUCCGCUGGCUGAGGCGCGCCGCGGAGGUCGCGGUGGAUGACCUCGAGCGCGCGCGGAAGGGCAUGGACACGAGCCCAGUGAAGUCUGAGCUUGUGCUGGCGAUAUACGAGGUGGGGCAGAGCUUCUUUCAGGGGUGGGGAGUAGAGAAGGACAAGAAGAUGGCAGUGUCGUACUUCCGAGUGGCAGCCCGUCUGGGUGAUCCCGAUGCGCAGCAAGAGCUGGGAUUCUGCCUUGCGAAUGGCAAGGGGUGCAAGAAGGACAAAAUGGAGGCCGCGAAAUGGUAUAGAGCAGCGGUUGCGCAAGGCGUGAGCGAUAUCGGUUUGACGUGGAUUUACAAAGACAAGUAUCAAUAGCGACCGGCGCAGUGCCUAACCAUGCAGUGAUAGUGUUUGCCCAUUCGUUCUUUCAUCGCAUCUUCACCUUCCUGGGACUAUCUCUGAUACCCAUAUACCAUUCAUAUGCUGUAUCCUUACUCUCUGAGCCGCCCACUCCUUCUCUAUGUAGUCUAAUUCAGAUCGCACAAGAUAAUUUUCCGCCGC
Postia placenta MAD-698-R-SB12 is the source of this 678-nucleotide messenger RNA. RefSeq lists its product as hypothetical. Lineage: Eukaryota; Fungi; Basidiomycota; Agaricomycetes; Polyporales; Adustoporiaceae. Gene Ontology annotation, molecular function: protein binding. The transcript has 4 exons. The record is from RefSeq and is a predicted model, not a curated record. Bases 76 to 492 code for a protein of 138 amino acids.